GAGUGACACAGAAUAAUUUAGCACAAUAUCAUAAUAAAUAGUAUUAACCAGGAUGUGAAACUGAACUAGAGUACGAAACCAGCCAAGCUGUUGUUAUAAGAAGUGUGUUCUCAGACACAAUCGCGUGCAUGUUGACGGAAGCGUGCUGUCUGGAGGUCCUGCAGAGUUCAACUCUAACCCUUAUUUACCGAUUGUAUUAAUGACAUAUCCCUGUCAAAAACGGAUGCAGACAAAGCGAUUUAUCUCAAUCGGCUAAAGAAAAUGACCCACGCGUUUAUUUUGUUUUGUUUGGGUUUUUCUCAUCUUGUUGGUGUGUUUGUUGCGGAGACAAAUGUAUCAGUGAUGGAGGGAGAUUCUGUCACUCUAAAGACUGAUGAUAAACAGGGAUAUGACAAGAUAGAGUGGAGGUUUGGAGAGGAGCGAAUCGCCGGAAUCAAGGGAGUGAAUGGUACAUAUUAUGAUGAGGUUUGGAGAUUCAGAGGCCGACUGCAGCUGGAUCACACCGGCUCUCUUACCAUUAGAAACACCACAACUGAACACACUGGAGUUUAUCGUCUGAAUAUGAAAAUUGGAAAUGCAGAGAUACCCAAGAAUUACAGAGUUACUGUGUAUGCUCCUCUGCCCAUUCCAGUAAUCUUCAUUUACACUUUACUAUCUUCUUCAUCAUCUGAAAGAUCAUCAAGGAUCUUCCUGUGUUCAGUGGUGAAUGUGAGUAAUGUGACUCUCUCCUGGUACAAAGGAAACAGUUUAUUGUCCAGCAUCAGUGAGUCUGAUCGCAAUAUCAGUCUCUCUCUACCUCUGGAGGUGGAAUAUCAAGAUAAAAACAUCUACAGUUGUGUAGUGAACAAUCCUGUCAGCACCCAGACCAGACAUCUCACCAACACUGAACUCUACUGGUUAGGUUCAGACUCUGUCCACUGUUGUGGCGCUGCUGAAGCUGUGAUGCGAUUGGUCAUCUCUGUUCUGAUGGGCAUGGCUUCCGUGGCUGCCAUUAUUGUUCUGGUUUAUGACAUCAAAUCCAGAACAGAAGAGAAGAGAACAAGCAUCAAAUUAAGACAACGAUCAAUCAGAUAUAAAAAAUGUUAAACUGUCUUUUUGUUUUUUACUUCUGAGUACUUUUAUGUUUAGAUUAAAUUGUGUUGUGACAUAAUUCUUCAUCUGUAUUCCUAAUGAUCAUGAUGCAUGGAAUAUGACAUCCAGAAAGCUAAGAACAUGAACAGUCUACUUGCUGUCUACGCUCAAAUUUCUAUUAUUAUUAUUAUUUUUAUUUUUUGCCAACAUUAGAAUGAGUUAUAAGGUUACAUUGAUAGACCUGCAUUUAGCUUGCAGUUAGGAAAAGUAGGUAAAAUAUGUAAUCAGCCACUACUAAUAAUAAGCCAACAUAAUUUCUCCAUGUGUUCAUAAAUUCAAUGACUCCCAUUCAGAACUGUAAACAGUGUAAAAUUGUGUAAACACUUUGUGUUUAAAUAUAGCUCUGAUAGCUGAUAAUAAAUCAGGUUGACUGGUGAAAAUAACAAUUAAUAUAAAUUGUUAGCUCAAAUAUACAGAAAAACCUCCAGGCAGUAAGAAGGUCAUUUGAAGGUUCAUUGUCAGAAGAUUUUGGCUAUAAGGCCCUCCUGGUUUACUAGUGUCAAGACUUAUAGCAUUUGGGUAUUUACUUUAGAUAACUGUAUAAAAUAAACAUGUUCACAUUAGAAAUAGUAACUUUAUCAAUGAUGAUAGAACAUUUCCUGACUUGUUCAUGUUCUGUUGAAAAAAAGAUGGAUUCUUUGUUCCAAAUAAAAUAUGCAAAAUAUCCAAAAGUCAAUUAGAAUAUUAAAGCAAUUUUAUUGUAC
Carassius carassius (crucian carp) is the source of this 1835-nucleotide messenger RNA. Its product is annotated as CD48 antigen-like. Bases 262 to 1086 code for a protein of 274 amino acids. NCBI's taxonomy places the organism in Eukaryota, Metazoa, Chordata, Actinopteri, Cypriniformes, Cyprinidae. The transcript has 4 exons. The record is from RefSeq and is a predicted model, not a curated record.